ACAAAAAGCUAUUAAACUUAGUGAGAAUUCAGAUAAGUUUGUUACUAUUACUGAAAAAGAUAGGGAUUUGGUGAGAAUUUAUUAUGAUAAAAUGAUAGCAGAUAAUGGGAGCAUUGGAGCUGAAGUCAAUUAUAUAGAGAAACUACUCAAUAUAAUGAAUAUCGAAGGUUUUGAUGUUUUAUACCCAAAUCCCAUGUCUCCAGAUAUAUUCACUUUAAGACAACAUAACAAUGAUAAUGCAUAUGUGGUUCGAAAUAAAAAGACGUAUCACUAUUAUUGUCAUCGUGCAGAUCAAGAGACACCUAACUGUACAAAAAAACCUUCAUUAAAACUCGUCAUUAGUGAAACAGCUGAAAAGCAAGAAAAAAGACUUCUAGCUCCAGAAAAAAUAGAGUGA
Scutellospora calospora is the source of this 397-nucleotide messenger RNA. Lineage: Eukaryota; Fungi; Glomeromycota; Glomeromycetes; Diversisporales; Gigasporaceae. The record is from the annotation of a GenBank genome assembly.